AUCAAAUACAAUAUGACCGAACACAAAUUAACAAAAUCUGCUGGCAUUACCCUGGGAAGUCCAAAUUUACGAUCCACCGUGAUACUUGGCGACAAUGGCGACACCAUGAAGUCCUCGUGCAUAGUCUCUCUGGAUAAAGAAAAGAGGAGCACUCUUGUGGUAUACCGCUCCACCAGGCUCUCGACCAUUGAGGAAGUUUUCGGAGUAGGAUUAUCUUAUGCCCCGAAUAAUUUCCGCUCAAUGAAAGUGAAACUCGACAGCCAUGGCAUAUUGGGGGCUGUACUGCAGCAUGAGUUCUUUAACAAGUUACUUCUAACACUAUCCACUGAAUUCGAUACCAAAGCCAUGAACAAGACUCCGGGAGUUGGGGUCACCGUUUGUUUGAGACAGCCAGAGCCAUGAAUAAGCCUCGAGAAUUUGAGCUGAGACCGAAAGAGAGGUAGCGUGCAGGUACCAACUGCUCAAAUCCAACUAUUAACUCGGAACUUUUCGUUAUAAUGAUGGAAAUAUAAAUCGACAUUUGUUAACAUUCAUACUUAGGGGAAUACUUCUGGCAAAAUAUGUUGUAUAUAAAUAAUUGUUCAACAUGAUUUCUGGUCCUCUGUUUUAUCGAUUGUGCACUGCCGAUAUGUUGAACUAUAACAAUGUAAAUAUGAAAGCA
Andrographis paniculata is the source of this 661-nucleotide messenger RNA. Its product is annotated as mitochondrial outer membrane protein porin 2. The transcript is spliced from 2 exons. Gene Ontology annotation, biological process: monoatomic anion transmembrane transport. Lineage: Eukaryota; Viridiplantae; Streptophyta; Magnoliopsida; Lamiales; Acanthaceae. Gene Ontology annotation, molecular function: voltage-gated monoatomic anion channel activity. Bases 13 to 402 code for a protein of 129 amino acids. Gene Ontology annotation, cellular component: mitochondrial outer membrane. The record is from RefSeq and is a predicted model, not a curated record.